AUGUGUAGCUAGCACGAUCUACCAAUAAAAGAAGGGCCUGUUCGUUUCAUGUGGAUCUGGAUCGCAAUCUGUUGGAUCACUGAUUCCAGAACCCACAUUCCAUGAACCUGAUCAGGGUCCAGACCCGUGUGAAACAAGUGGGCCCAAAUGAUGUUGGUACAUGCACACGGUGUGGCACAGUCAUGACAAUGGGCCAUUAUGAGCAGACCCAACUGUAGCGCUAUGGUUUCAGGGGUGCUUGGCAGUCAACUGAACUGUCAAUCCCACCACCAAAUGCCUGUUCUCACUAUAACACAGCCAAUUGUGGUUUGUCAGGGAUGACUAGAGCACAGCUUUUGACCACCUACAUUUGUACCUCCAUGGUUAGACCCAUAAUUGUGGCAGUGUGGCAAUUACACCACCAGCAUGUUACCGAGUGAAGCACAUUGGAAUGCAAUAGCGGAUAUCCACCAAUUUUUCCAUCAUGUACAUCAUGAUCUUUUGUGCUUGAGUAAUAACUUUCCUCCAGUAACUCUAUCCCUUGAAUCAGUGCCAACUUUGUACAUGUACAAUGUAUGUAUGCAUGUAUUUGUGCACCAUCAUUAGUUGUCAUGCCUGAGCUCGCAGGUGAUCAACCAUCCAUUAAGUCAAACCUUGUCGGUUAUCUCACCAAAGUGAUUUGUUGGAGCUUAAGUUCACAACGAAAUACAACAACUUGUCAUCCGGCCUAUUUAUCCCUAAGUCUUCUAUAAAUCUUACCCCCAUCUCUUGUGCCAUCUUGCACUGAUGCAUUUGUGUGUAUUUGUCUGUCAAUUGCCACCUUCCUGCCGGAUUGCCCCAUCAAGGAUAUGGGGUGCACAAUUUAGUUGGCCAUAUCUUCAACAUACACGUACAUAGAGUGCUCUCUACCAAAAUUGUGCAUCAUUUGCACGAUCCUGCUGCUGUGUCCAAGCACUCAAACAUUUCUUCUCAUUCGUUCUGCCAGCUCAGACAACACUGUCUUGGAAAAAUGUCACUCUUCAGUGGGAUGAAACUGGCUAGCUCUAGCCCUGACAAUCCAUCCAAAGGUGGUUCUCGUAUGGCAGAACCAAAGGUUACAAAACCACUUGCCAGAACUGAAACGGUACAGACAGCUGCCCAAGAAACCAGCAACCAGAGUCAGUUCUCCUUUAUACUGAAAGUUGAUGAUGGAAAGCAGGAAAAUAGGCCUACUUGUAGGUCAAAAGAAGGUGCAAAUGAACAUGGUGAAGUGGAUGACCAGCGGUCGUGGAAGGACAGUUCCCCAGUGGCCUCACAGUCGCAACCCCCCAGCCAGGUCUUAGAUGACCUGAACUUUGACCUUGACCCUAUUAAAGUCAACAGGGAUGCCAAAACGCAAAGCUGGAAGUGCCAACCUACUGGCUUCGAUCUUCAAGAUUUGGAUUUCAGUCAGCUACGUGUAUGCGAUCGGGAAACCCCAGAUCUUGGGGAUGAACAUUCCUCUCUGGACGUUGUGAGAUCAGCCAGUAGUUUCAGUUUUAUUACAAAGGAAACCUCGGUUACCAGCAUGGAAAAGAGUGCCAUUGAAGAAGACAGUCAAACUCAGGGAUUGUCAGAUGAAGUACAUGUAGUGAGGAAAGGCAGAGCUGAGAUUCAUGUAUGGGAGACCACAAGCAGAGGUGAUGAUGGAGAUCUCAGCUUGUUGGACAGGCGGAAAGCCAUGCAAGAAGAACACAUGCAGCGACUGGGUCUCAUUAAGAAGGCUGCCUGUGACUUGACAAGCCAGGCAGUGCAACUUGCCAAAGAAUGCGUGUUGUCUGGACAGCAUCUGGCGGAGAAGCAACAACAGAUGCAGGUGCUGCAGCAGCAGGAACAGGAGGCUGUGGGCGAAGAAGACUACGAAAGAGCUGAAGACCUUCAGCACCAGUGUCAGGCCUUAGAGGAGGUUAUUCGACAUUCCCACAGCUUGCUGCUACCAAAUGACCACCCAGCGCUGCGCAGUCUCCUCAAGGAACUCCAGUCACUGUACCAGCAGGAGAGAGUCGAACGAGAGGGCGUAAUCCGGGAGCAACAGAGGCUGAUUGCCCAGCAGGAGGAGCGUGUGGCCUGUGCCAGGGGACACCGUGCACAGUGGGAAGCGGAUCGCUUGCGCAAGGUACAGGAGGAGAGAAGCAAGCUCGACAGAGACCUUGGGCAUCUACAUCUGGACAAAGACCACUUGUUUAAAAGAGAGACGUGCCUAGCAGAACAGAUUGCUGAAGGAACUGUUCAUUUACGUCAGUCCAGAGAUUCACUGAUGGAAGACAGGGCAAGGGUGCAGGAGGAAAUCGAGAGCUUAGAGGCCAAACUAUCCGCCCUGCGUCUCCGGGAGAACAUCUUCUCAGAAGCGAUACUGAAGAAAGACCGUGAGAUGGAAACAGUGACUGCCGGCUUCAAGGAUGAGCAGUCGGCAUUGGAGAAAGAGAAGGGAACCCUGGAGGGGGUGGAGCUGGAGCUGAGGAGGAGGAGAGAGCAACUGGACAAUGAGGAACAAAGGUUGGCUGGUAGGAUGGAGGAAGUCAAGAUGACAGAGGAAAGUGAAACCAGACUACUGGUGGACUUGCGAGAAGAUCUCUCCAAACAGGAAGAUGCCAUCAGCAAUCUUGAAGACAAGGAUGGUUUUACUCUUGCCGAAAUUUGGCUGGAGAACAAGUCUACCCCGCUGUCCGAGAGAAGAGAGAAGUUACUGAAGCAGAAAGAGGCAGCACAACUGAAGUACGAGAAAGUGCAGAAAGCGACAUCCAGCCUUCUUCAGAGCCAGACCCGAGUGGUAUCUCUGAGGAAGAGAGUGAGUGACACGGAGGGCCACAUAGCCUCACUGACUGAGACCAAACAGCUAGCUGUGUCAGGUCGGAACUUUGCGGAGGCUAAGAGGCUGACAGAGGAGAUCAAGCAGCUCACAGCAGAAGGGCAGAGCAUCCAGAAGGAGAUGGAGGAGGUGAGCAAGAGCAACGAGGAGAGGAGCGAGACGGUGAAGACGAUGAUGGAAGAUGCGGAGAGGAUGCAAGAAGAGAUCAAUGAGGAGGAGAGAAAAACAGAAUUAAUGAUCAAAGACAACCUUGUGGAGCAUAUUGCAAACGUGAGAGAUAGGCUUCAGAGCAUUUCCUCGAGCUCCUUGAUGAGGACACUCCUCAAAGCCGAGUUGGCGUCCAGUGCCUUGCAGGCAAAGUUGCUGUGCCUCAAACACGGAGAGCCGUUCCUGGCCGAGGUGGAAGAACUAACAGAGGGUUCUGUGGUGGAGGAAAUUGACGAUUGUCCGGAGUUGACGCAGGAAGAACAUCAGGUUGGGGAGGAAUUGCCAAGUGAUGAAGGAUUGAAGACAGCACAGAUGGAAUUAGAGAGACUUGAAAGCCAGCUACAAGAAGCAGUACAGCAGGAGGACUACGACAGAGCUGAGCUUCUUCAGAGGCACAUUGAUGCAAUCCACCAGCAGAACCAGACUUUGGAAAACAACAGCUGACCAAAUGAGGUUCAUAAUUGCUGCUCGCCAGCAGAACCAGACUUCGGGAAAACAACAGCUGACCAAAUGGGGUUCAUCAUUGCUGCUCGCCAGCCGAACCAGACUUCGGAAAAUAAGAGCUGACCAAAUGGGGUUCAUAAUUGCUGCUCGCCAGCCGAACCAGACUUCGGAAAACAACAGCUGACCAAUGGGGUUCAUAAUUGCUGCUCGCCAGCAGAACCAGACUUCGGGAAAACAACAGCUGACCAAUGGGGUUCAUAAUUGCUGCUCGCCAGCCUUUUAAGUGCCACUGAUUUUUCCUGGUUUUAUAUCUGUGCAUACCCGUAUUAAGUGUUUUAUAACAGUAAAACCCUAUGUCAGAUGGAGUUGAGACUUCACGAAUGUAGAUGUUCAUAGUUAAUGAGCAUGAGAAAUUUCAAAGACAAAAGUAUAGGACAACUGAGACGGGGGGGGGAUCUGACCAGCACACGCCCCUUUAUGAAUAGUCACACCCCCUUAUGAAUAGUGGGAAUACAAUGACUAUCAAGGAUGUGAAAUAAGUCAAAAGAGAAGUGACAGCAAUGUAGCUAGUCAAAAAAAAAAUGGUGAUUGUGUUCAUAUCUGUGUGGUUUUCGUAUUUGUUAUGACGUACUUGCCAUUGAUAGUUCGGUGCAAUAUAGCUUACUUUAGUGCAAGUUUAACCACAUCUUAUCAUUCGGGUUACAUUGCAAUGGCAUGUAAUUUUGUAGCAUGCUUUUCCAUUUCGAAUGGUACUUUGGCCUCAGAAAUCUUUUUCAGGAGGAAGCAUUGAAACAUGCGCAUAUCACGUCACACACAAGAGAUGAUAUCCGUGGAUGAGACGUUCUGUGUACUUGCACACAAUUGGUUCACGGAGACAUUGAAAUCCUGAGCUCAAUUGGUGCUCAGUUUUCAGAAGAAAUAAAACAUUCGUUUACAGUGCCGUCUCAGAGCUAGAGGCAAUCUUUACAAUGGCAGCAUGCAAGGACAAACACCAUCACUGGAUGGAUUGUACCAUUACUGUUUCGAUGCCAAUAGUUGUCAUAAAAUUACUUGAUAAUAGAAAAUGUUAUCUCUGAAAUUCGAGAUACUCCCCUAAUCUUCAAUUGUGCAAUUAAUGGUUGAUAGCUUUUAAUGUGUAAUUGGUUUGUUUAUUGUUUUAAUAACAAA
Acanthaster planci (crown-of-thorns starfish) is the source of this 4624-nucleotide messenger RNA. RefSeq lists its product as uncharacterized. Gene Ontology annotation, cellular component: microtubule organizing center; microtubule; intermediate filament cytoskeleton. Gene Ontology annotation, biological process: cilium assembly. The record is from RefSeq and is a predicted model, not a curated record. NCBI's taxonomy places the organism in Eukaryota, Metazoa, Echinodermata, Asteroidea, Valvatida, Acanthasteridae.